AGCAGCAGCAGCAGCAGCAGCAGCGCGCUGGAUAACGUCUCCUUCAGCCAGCAGCACAGACUCAUUUCUCCACACACCAGCUCUGAGUGGAUGCUCAGCAGGGGUGUUUGAGAUAUUAGCGUGCUGCGUGUAGGGGGGGAGGGAACGGCUCCAGGGACUUUCUCCAAACCAACCAACAAAGAGCCGGCAGUUUGGAGGAAUAUGGGCAAAUCCGAAAGCCAAAUGGAUAUCAUGGAGAAAUCAAGCAAAGCUGUGAAGCGCCGUUGGACUGUUGCAGAAAUCAGCCUGUCUGUUCUGCUGCUGCUGGUUAGCUGUGCCUUGGCGGGGCUCGUCGUCCUCUACACAUCAGCUGUGAAAGAACAAUCAAACAGGCCGAGCGUUCCCAGGAGCUCAACAGGUGAAGGCCAGAUGUUGCGCUCCAACCUCAACAAUGUGUGCACGACUGCAGACUGUGUCACUGCAGCUGCUCGGCUCUUGCAGAACAUCGAUAAAUCUGUGGAGCCUUGUGAUAAUUUCUACCAGUACGCCUGCGGGGGUUGGCUGGAGCGACAUGUCAUCCCGGAGACAAGCUCCCGCCACAGCGUCUUUGACAUUCUGCGGGACAAGCUGGAGAUUGUCCUCAAAGGUGUUCUCGAGACGGCGAGUGAGCGGGACAGAGACGCCAUCAAGAAGGCUAAAAUCCUUUACAGCUCCUGCAUGAAUGAGAGCCUCAUCGAGCAGCGGGACUCCCAGCCGCUCCUGAAGCUCAUCGACAGCAUCGGAGACUGGCCCGUGGCGUCAGAGGACUGGAACACCACAACAGAGGACACCUGGAGCCUCGAGGACACGCUGGCAACACUUACGGCUCGCUUCCACAAGAAGGUGGUACUGGACCUGUAUGUGUGGACGGACGACCGGGACUCUCAGCGCCACAUCAUUUAUAUCGAUCAACCAGGACUUGGAAUGCCAUCUAGAGACUAUUACUUUAAUGAUGGGAACUACAAAAAGGUGCGAGAGGCCUACCUACAUUUCAUGGUGUCCAUUGCAAAAAUAACUCGAGAGGACAAAAACCUGACUCAGGAUGACGACAGAGUCUGGGAGGAAAUGAUGCAAGUGCUGGAGCUGGAGACAGACAUCGCUAAUGCUACAUCACCAGCAGAGGAGCGCCAGGAUGUCACUGUUCUGUACAACAAGAUGACCCUUGGGGAGAUGCAGAGCACUUAUAGCUUUAAUGGUUUUAACUGGACACGGUUUAUAAAAGGCGUCCUGUCGACUGUGUCCAUUGAUCUCCAGCUCGAUGAGGAGGUGGUGGUGUACAGCUCUCCCUACCUGGAAAAGAUGAACGAUGUCCUCUCCAGACACAGCAUCCGAACUAUGCAAAACUACCUCACCUGGCAGCUCAUCAUAGACAGAGUUAACAGCUUGAGCCGCCGCUUCAAAGACGCCAGGGCUCGCUACAGAAAGGCUUUAUAUGGGACCACUGUGGAGGAUGCUUGGUGGAGAGAAUGUGUCCGCUACGUCCAGAGCAGCAUGGAGAACGCAGUUGGAGCUCUGUACGUGCAAGAAACAUUUGCAGGAGAGAGUAAACGAAUGGUUAGCGACCUCAUCAGUAAGAUCCAAACAGCUUAUGUAGAAACACUGGAGGAGUUGAGCUGGAUGGACUCACCAUCCAAGGAAAAAGCGAGAGAGAAGGCUAUGGCAAUAAAGGAGCAUAUUGGCUAUCCAGACCACAUUCUGCAGGAAAGCAGCCAGAAGUUGGAUCAGGAGUACGCUCAUCUAAAUUUCAGCGAGGAACACUAUUUUGAGAACAUCCUGGAGAACCUGCAGUCUGAAGCACAGAAGAGCCUGAAGAAGCUCAGAGAGCCAGUGGAUCCUGAUCUGUGGAUCAUCGGAGCUGCUGUGGUGAAUGCGUUUUACUCACCAAACAGAAACCAGAUAGUGUUUCCAGCAGGAAUCCUGCAGCCGCCUUUUUUCAGUAAACAUCAGCAUCAGGCCCUUAACUUUGGAGGAAUAGGAAUGGUUAUCGGACAUGAGAUCACUCAUGGAUUUGAUGACAAUGGGCGUAAUUUUGACAAGGACGGUAACAUGCUAAAUUGGUGGAGCAAUUACUCCGCUGACCACUUUAAGGAGCAGUCGCAGUGCAUGGUGCAACAAUACGGCAACUUCAUCUGGAACCUGGCGGGUGGACAAAACGUUAGUGGAAUCAGCACUUUGGGGGAGAACAUUGCAGACAACGGAGGGGUUCGUCAAGCUUAUAAGGCUUAUCUAAAGUGGGUGGAAACAGAGGGUGAAGAACCUCAACUGCCUGGUCUAGACAUGGAUCAUAAACAGCUUUUCUUUCUAAACUUUGCCCAAGUGUGGUGUGGUGCCUACAGGCCUGAGUACGCCAGCCAGUCCAUUAAGACGGACUCACACAGUCCGUUAGAAUACAGGGUGCUGGGAUCGCUCCAGAAUUUCGAAGCCUUCUCAGAAGCCUUCCAGUGCCCAAUAGGCAGUCCUAUGAACCCUGAGCAGAAAUGUCGUGUCUGGUAGAAAGCCAACCACACUUUGUUUUGUUUUUGGCAACGUACAUCAAAACAACAAGUUUUACUUUUCAAGCCACCUCGCUGAAAGAUGAUUCAGAGUUAUAUGGUGCAGAGCGGUGGCUUAAACAUAGACGCAGACAUGUAGAUGUUGGAAGUUGGAAGAGUUGUCUCUGGUCGAGGAGGUCACUUAUUCUUUUUCCUGUGUCCAACAAAAUAAAACUAGUGGGCGAAUUAAUUCAAAAACACAAACCCUUGUGGGAGGGUUAAAGCCUACCCGGCUGGAUUUAAAGCUUUUGAUGAACAAACCAUCAAAAAGCAAUUUUUAUAUGGAUCUUUCUGAUUACAUAAUUAUGGGAACAUCUUGGCCACAGUUGCCUUUGUUGGGUCUGAUAUACUGCUUUUAGGACAUCGUGCCACAGAACAAAACUCGUUUUUCAAAGGAUAUAAAAAUAAAUGAAAGCGGCUUUGCUAAAGUAAAGCUACGGUGAAUUAGACAUACUCAGCGAGUUUGGUUACUGUUUCGUGAAAGCAAAUCACCUAAAGACUUUAAGACUGUUAAAUCUUUGCAGCUUUAAGUUUUAAAUUAGCAUUCAUAUAGAACUGCGGCUUUCCAUAUUUUUUACACCAACAGCGCUGUGAGAUAUUGAGUAUUUACAAAGCAGUCCAUUUCUGCAAAUGAUUGCUAGCCCACAUUUAUUGCAGAAAUCAGCAAGAAACAGCACUCCACUUUUUCAGGAAAAUGUUUGCAGUCUGCAGCUUUCUAUUUUAUUUAAAAAACCCAAAAGUUAUAUGUUGCUGGUUAUUAUUGGAGAGAAGUUCCCCAAAUUUUAGACUUUUGAAUCAGAGUAAUUCUAGAGGCUCAAGGCCUGAUGUCUCCUAUUUAUUGCCUUCACAUUUUUAUUAAUUCCCACUUGACUGAACAAUUAAAACGUCUAUUCCGUUUGUCAGAUCAUCCAACUUGUAUAAUAUGUCCCCAGAUCAUGACUGCUUUGUUGAAAAGCUGCUCUCCUGAGAGGAAACCGUAAUUACAGGAGUUUUAGCCUCUGUGCACAGCCAGUUACAUGAAAGAGAAAGGAAACCCCUUCAAUAGACACAUGGAAGUGCAGCAGAUGAUAAAGUCUUUUGCCUUCUGAUCUCGCACUGAUCAGUGCUCUGUAAGAUGAAAGGAAAGGUGCAGUGUGCCUAAAUGAGGCGACCGCCGCGGCCAAUCGGCGAAGCCGCAGGCAGCACCACUGAAGAUUGUGGCCAUUAACGGGAUUGGUCAGGGCCAGGACUGUUAUUUUCUACCCUUAUUAACAGGUAAUGACAGGAGAAUCAAAGCCGGACCGCCGUCGUACCAGAUGCUGGCUAAGAGGAGCUUUCAAACGCAGCAGAAAAACGCAGACAAUAGACAGCUGGUUACACGUUAAAUUUAGGAUGCCUUGGUUAACUGAACAUGACUGUUAGGUCUCGACAGAGGCUGCAUUACUGAAUGUGAACGCGGAUCAUUUAUAGUCUGUCUAUUAGUCUUCACCUCCUGGCAAAUACUGUUGUGAUACACAUGGUGGGGUAGGCGAAAAAACAAAUGACAGGUGGUCCUCCUCAUGAAAGCUGAUGUGAGUGCUGAAUUACAGGUGCAUCUCAGUAAAUUAGAAUAUCGUCACAAAGUUAUUUUAUUUUUGUAACUCCUUUCAUAAAGUGAAAUCCAAUGAAAGAUUCAUUACACACCGAAUUGCAUAUUUCAAGACUGUGCUAAUUUUGAUGAUGAUGGUUUAGGCCUAAUCCACCUUCUGCCACCACUUAUUCCUACAAGGUGGCUGCGGGACGAAUGAAAACCAUGCACACUCACUCUUAAUAACAAUUUACAAAAAACUAUUUAAAGUAAUGACCUUUUGAGGCUGUCCUUAUUGUCAAAGCAGUCAGUGACUGUCUGCUGGACUACUGUCGACUGUCGCCCGUGAUUUUGUAGACCAUAAUAUAACUUUGAAAUCCUUUUGUUAUGGGUCUUAUGAAAUACUCUAGGCUCCGGAGAAACUGAAUCACUUUGUUUGUAAUAAAUCUAUGAGUUUCACUUUUUGACUAUAGCAUUAUGUUCUUAUUUAUUGAGAAUCACCUGUCAAGUAAAUGUUUGACAUUUGGGAAAUAUACUGCCCUUACAAUCUAAUAUAGUACUAAAUAAGUAUCAACAAUGGCUAAAAAAAAAGCAUGGAUACUUCCAUUAAACAUUCACAUCUGAUGCUGGUUGGUGCAAAUAGAGCUAGAUAUUUUUUUCUUUAACGGUAAUUGUUUUUCUUAUUUUGUUCUAAUUUUACAACCCUACCUUCCAUGGCUUGAGAAUUUCCUGUUGGUCCAGUUUGACUAUGUGUGUAAAUGAGUCUAACCCAGAUGCUUUAUUUAUCAUUUAAUUUAGAAAUGUUCAGAGCAGACCAAAAAUAGAACACCUUCAAUUGACUCUAAAGAUGAGUAAAAACCCUUACAAUAAAUUUAUCUUCUGUUGUCAUAGCAAAAUCCUGCGCGAAGAUAUUAAAAGUAAAAAAAAAUUGAAAGAAACUUUAAUCUGAC
Fundulus heteroclitus (mummichog) is the source of this 5045-nucleotide messenger RNA. RefSeq names its product membrane metallo-endopeptidase-like 1 (gene mmel1). Bases 202 to 2511 code for a protein of 769 amino acids. Gene Ontology annotation, cellular component: plasma membrane. Gene Ontology annotation, biological process: protein processing. The record is from RefSeq and is a predicted model, not a curated record. Gene Ontology annotation, molecular function: metalloendopeptidase activity. Lineage: Eukaryota; Metazoa; Chordata; Actinopteri; Cyprinodontiformes; Fundulidae. The transcript is spliced from 24 exons.